Talpa occidentalis (Iberian mole) is the source of this 1371-nucleotide messenger RNA. RefSeq names its product tripartite motif-containing protein 75-like. The record is from RefSeq and is a predicted model, not a curated record. Gene Ontology annotation, molecular function: zinc ion binding; protein binding. Bases 1 to 1371 code for a protein of 456 amino acids. The transcript has a single exon. Lineage: Eukaryota; Metazoa; Chordata; Mammalia; Eulipotyphla; Talpidae.
AUGGCCUUUGCCGCCUGCCUGGCUGAGCUCCAAGCAGAGGCCAGCUGCCCCCUCUGCCUGGACUACCUGAGACACCCAGUGACCCUGGACUGCGGCCACAACUUCUGUGGCUCCUGCAUCCGGCAGCGCUGGGAAGACCUCCAGGACAUCUUGCCCUGUCCCGUGUGCCUCCAGCACUGCCCCGCCGGGAGCCUCAAGAGGAACACACAGUUAUGUCGCAUGGUGGACAUUGUCAAGCAGCUUCCCGCCGAGAGAGGCCCAAAGCAGGAGGAAGGGGCCCUGUGUGAGAAGCACUGUCAGGUGCUGAGCCUGUUCUGUGAGGAGGACCUGCAGCUGCUGUGUCCCCAGUGCGGGGUGUGCUCUGACCACCGCGACCACCCGCUGACGCCCCUUGGGCCAGCUGCAGCCAGGCACAGGCGGCAGCUCAAAAGCUACAUGGAGCUUCUGAAGCAUCAGGUUGAAGUGGCUGAAACAGAGUGUGAAAUGCAAAUUUGCAGAUCCAUUGAACUGAAAUGGAAGAUGGAAAGCUGCAGGGAAGAAUCACGCCCUGAAUUUGAGGAACUUGGAACUUUCCUGAGAAAGGAGCAAGGGGCGAUUCAAGCCCGGAUGCUCAUAGAGGAGAAGAUCAUAGGCGGAAAAAUCGUGGAAAACAAGAGCCGGCUGUUAAGCCACCUGUCCACGCUGAAGAAUCUGCUCAUUGAAAUCCCAGAGAAGUGUCUGCAGGGAGACCUGGAGUUACUGACUAGCGUCAAGAGGCUCCAGAGCAGGUGUGAGCUCCUGCAGUCUCCAGCAGUGAUUUCCUAUGAACUCCAGCGAGAGAGCUGCCCGCUCCCUCCGCAUUACUUGGGCCUGCAAAACAUCAUGAGCGCCUUCCAGGAAGACUUGACCCUAGAUCCGGCAAAGGCCCACCCAGGCCUUAUUGUGUCCCAGGACAGAAAAAGUGUGACAGUGAGAACACUGCCGCCAGGCGGCCUCGGGGGCACCCGGGGUGCUCCUUCUCACCCAGGGGUCCAGAGUGCGGAGGGCUUUGAUGCUGGCAGGCACUUCUGGCAGGUGGAAGCCAGAGGCACAAGGGCCUGGUGCCUAGGUGUGUGCAAAGAAUCCUUCUGCACCAAGGCUCCGCGGUCACCGUGCCCGGGCCCUGUGUGCUGGCAGUUUCAGCCCUCGCUGUGGGCGCGGGGUCCGUGGGACCCAGAGCAAGUUGUGCGGAUUGGGGUUUUUUUGGAUUAUGAGUUGGGGGAGCUUUCUUUUUUUGACCUGAAUCGCAGGUGCUAUUUGUAUACAUUCACUGACCUAUUCACCGAAAAACUGAUGCCCUAUUUCUCCUUUGGGCCUUCCUCAAAACCCCUGACACUCAGCUUAUUGUCUUAG